CCCAGGUGAGGUGUCGGUUGCAAGAAUCCUUACUCUAUACCCCGCAUUCGUUUAUUCUUCCACGACUUGGAAUUGACGGAUGUAGAACUACCGCCGCCGGCAUGGUACCUAGGUAGCUUCAUCGUCAUGCCACCAGCGAUAUCCCCACCUUUGUUGCGGAAGAUAUCGCAGGAGGUGCCGCUCGGGGGAGCUGUUUGCGAGAGGGGAGAGUGGCGAGAUUGUGGGAGAUGGCGAGUGUUGGGGUUUGGUAUAUAUAUUGGUUCUUGCCCCCCCUUUUAACUUGAUGUGUUUCUGUUACGGCUUCUCUCUGCGUUGUGCUUUUGUCAAUUGAAGUCGAUUCCUUACAUGACUCAGGAUGAAGCUCGUUAUACAUCUUCUGGGCGCUGUCGUCCUUGUGUGCUUUGCUGUUCAGACAUGUGCGCGCGCGAUUGGGGGGACGCCGAAGCUGUGGAUCAAGGACUCUACUCAGAAGCCUCUGCAAGAUAUUGUCACAUGGGACGAGAACUCGCUCUUCGUACGAGGAGAGCGUAUCUUCUUUUUUAGUGGAGAGUUCCACCCAUUCAGGUUACCGGUGCCGAGUCUCUAUCUAGACGUAUUCCAGAAGAUCAAAGCUCUAGGAUUCAAUGGUGUUUCUUUCUACAUCCACUGGGCGCUCUUGGAGGGAAAGCCAGGUGAGUUCAGCGCCGAAGGAGUCUUUUCGCUGGAACCUUUCUUCGAAGCGGCCACAAAGGCCGGGAUCUAUCUAUUGGCUCGACCUGGCCCAUAUAUCAACGCUGAAGUCUCUGGCGGAGGAUUCCCGGGCUGGCUCCAAAGAGUGAACGGCACUCUUCGAACCCGCGAUCCGGAAUAUCUGCAUGCCACAGAUUUGUACGCGAAAUCAGUAGGAGAGAUCAUAGCCAAAGCCCAGAUCACGAACGGAGGCCCGAUCAUCCUUGUCCAACCCGAAAAUGAGUACACCGGCGCGACCUCUGAUAUACACCCAUUCCCGGAUCCGGUUUACAUGCAAUAUGUGGAAGAUCAGUUGAAGGACGCUGGUAUCAUUGUGCCCUUGAUCAGCAACGACGCAUCUGCAUCCGGUGAUAACGCUCCAGGUCAGCCCGCUGCUGUAGACAUCUACGGACACGAUGGAUACCCCCUAGGAUUCGAUUGUGCCAAUCCGUACACUUGGCCAGAUGGGGACCUACCAACUACGUGGAGAUCCCUUCAUCUUCAGCAAAGCCCAAAUACUCCCUACUCCAUUGUGGAGUUUCAGGGGGGCAGCUUUGAUCCCUGGGGUGGCCUAGGCUUUGAACAGUGCUCGGUGCUUCUGAAUAACGAGUUUGAGAGAGUAUUUUACAAGAACGACUACAGCUUUGGUGUGGCAAUAUUCAACAUCUACAUGAUUUUUGGAGGCACAAAUUGGGGAAACCUCGGCCACCCAGGUGGUUACACCUCAUACGACUAUGGCUCAUCUAUCACGGAAGAGCGCCUCGUAACUCGAGAGAAAUACAGUGAGUUGAAGCUGGAAGCAAACUUCUUCAAGGUAUCACCGGCAUAUCUAGUGGCAGAGCGAGGCUAUGCAUCCAAUUCCACAUGGACCAGCUCGACUGCACUCACUGUCACGCCUGCGUUUGCGAAUAGCACUGCGUUCUACUUCGUAAGACAUGCGGCUUACAACUCGCUGGAAUCGACGAGCUAUAAGUUGAAUGUACAAACUUCGCGGGGGAACUUCUCGGUUCCACAGCUAGGGGGUAGCCUGACGUUGAAUGGACGCGACUCUAAGAUACACGUCAGUGAUUAUGAUGUUGGUGGGCUGAACAUACUUUACUCCACAGCGGAAGUCUUCACAUGGAAGAAGUAUGAUUCCAAAACAAUCCUUAUUGUAUAUGGAGGACCCAGCGAGACGCACGAAAUCGCUUUCCAGGGCUCCACCGCCACACUUGUUGAAGGCUCUGGACCUAAAAUCUCUAAGAAGAAAGACUACACCAUUGUCAACUGGGAGGUGUCUUCAGAUCGCAAGAUUGUCAAAGUCAACUCCGAUGUCUUUAUCUAUUUACUUGAUCGAAACUCUGCUUAUGACUACUGGGUGGUAGAUCAAGCUCUUCACAAUGCUUCCAAUUCCGUUAUCGUCAACGCAGGCUAUCUCGUAAGAUCCGCCACAGUCAAAGGAAAUACACUAGCUCUCGUAGGAGACUUCAACGCAACGACAACCAUUGAGGUCAUCGGAGGUGCGCCCAAAUCAUUGGCCAAACUUACAAUCAACGGACAUUCUACGCCCUUCAGAAAGGACAAACUCGGGGUAUACACUGCCAUUGUAACUAUUGAAAAGCCAAACAUCAACAUCCCAGACCUCAGCAAAUUAAAGUGGAAAUACCUCGACAGCCUCCCCGAGCUCCAAUCAACCUACUCCGACGCCUCGUGGACCUCCGCAGACCUCAAAACCACCUACAACACCCACCGCCCCCUAACCACCCCCACAAGCCUCUACAGUAGCGACUACGGCUACCACACCGGCACGCUCCUCUACCGCGGCCACUUCACCGCCACCGGCGCUGAGGAUACCCUCUUCCUCUGGACCCAAGGCGGCUCCGCCUCCGGCACGUCCGCCUUCCUCAACUCGACCUUCCUCGGCUCCUGGGCCGGCACCGACGUCGCCACAAACGCAAACAGCACCUUCACGCUGCCGAACCUAGUCGCCGGCAAACCCUACGUCCUCACCGUCGUCAUCGACAACAUGGGCCUCGACGAGGACUGGACUGUCGGCACCGAGUUGAUGAAGAACCCGCGCGGGAUCCUGAACUACGCGGUCUCCGGCCGCGAGCAGUCCGCCAUCGCGUGGAAACUGACGGGCAAUCUCGGCGGCGAGGACUACGCGGACCGCUCGCGGGGCCCGUUGAACGAGGGCGGUACGUUCGCGGAGCGGCAGGGGUUCCACCUCCCCGGCGCUCCCUUCGAGGCGUGGGAAGACAGCGCGGGACCGACGGCUGGGAUUGCCGCUGCGGGGAUUGGAUUCUUUGCUACGGCGUUUGAGUUGGAUUUGCCUGCUGGCUACGAUAUUCCGCUGUCUUUUGCGUUUACGAACUCGAGCGAUGAUGCGAGUGGGCGGGCGACGGCGUAUCGGGCGCAGUUGUUUGUGAAUGGGUGGCAGUAUGGGAAGUAUGUGCAUAAUGUUGGGCCGCAGACGAGGUUUCCGGUGCCGGAGGGGAUUCUGGAUUAUAAGGGGACGAAUUAUGUGGCGGUGAGCUUGUGGGCAUUGGAGGAGGGGGGAGCAAAGGUUGAGGGACUGGAGUUGGUGGUGGAUGCGGUGGUGGAGACGGGGUACGGAGGGGUGGAGACGGUGAAGGGGGAUACGUGGACGAAAAGGAAGGGGGCAUAUUGAGGGGCUCGGCAUGGGAAAGCUGCCAUGUAGGACAGGGGCAAAAGUAUGAUUUGUACAUUUGUGCAGGUUCUUGAAUAUGGUUAAAGCUACUCAAGCAGAGACAAAGAGGUGCACACAUGGCACACGGAGUUAUCACUGCCUGGCUUCAAUUGAAGAGUAGCCCGGAGAGUAAGAAGUCAGUCAGUUAAGAGGCAGUCUACUUUACGCUACUUAAAACUUGACAUUGUGCCUGGAUUUUUGAAAAUCUACGGAGGUACCUUAAGC
Molecule: messenger RNA, 3622 nt
Organism: Mytilinidion resinicola
Lineage: Eukaryota; Fungi; Ascomycota; Dothideomycetes; Mytilinidiales; Mytilinidiaceae
Exons: 7
Coding region: 356-3358 (1000 amino acids)
Biological process (GO): carbohydrate metabolic process
Cellular component (GO): vacuole
Molecular function (GO): beta-galactosidase activity
Source: RefSeq, a predicted model, not a curated record